Spodoptera frugiperda (fall armyworm) is the source of this 962-nucleotide messenger RNA. Its product is annotated as 3-hydroxyacyl-CoA dehydrogenase type-2-like. Gene Ontology annotation, biological process: fatty acid metabolic process; estrogen metabolic process; androgen metabolic process. Gene Ontology annotation, molecular function: estradiol 17-beta-dehydrogenase [NAD(P)+] activity. The transcript has 5 exons. Gene Ontology annotation, cellular component: mitochondrion. The coding region runs from base 147 to 914 and encodes 255 amino acids. The record is from RefSeq and is a predicted model, not a curated record. NCBI's taxonomy places the organism in Eukaryota, Metazoa, Arthropoda, Insecta, Lepidoptera, Noctuidae.
CUGAAAUCAUGACAUCUCGUUGUGUCAAUGUCAAAUAAAAGCUAACAAAAUUGUGAAUGUUCCAUGAAGAUUCGGAGUGGAAUUGUUUGAUAAAUUAGUAUAAGUUAUUACUAUACCUUCGUCACAAAUAUAACUAAAGUACAAAAAUGCUAAAGGGUGUAAGUCUGGUAACGGGUGGAGCUUCAGGUCUAGGGAAGGCUACAGUGGAAAGAUUUGUGAAAAAUGGCGGCAAAGUUGUUAUUCUCGAUGUACAAGGCACAAGAGCGCAGCAGGUGGCUCAGGAACUUGGUGACAAUGUUGUUGUGGCUAAAGGAUGUGUAACCUCAGAAGCUGAUGUUAAGAAAGCUUUAGACAUUGUAAAAGACAAGUUUGGACGGCUAGACAACCUCGUCAACUGCGCUGGACAGUCGACAAGUCAUCAAGUGUAUAACUUCCACAAAGACAAGCCGUGUGAGAUGGUUGACUUUAUUAGGUGUAUCAAUGUAAACACAGUAGGCACAUUCAACACGAUACGUUUAGCCGCAGGUUUAAUAGGCAAGAAUAAGCCAGAUGAGAAUGGGCAGAGAGGGGUUAUAGUGAACACAGCGUCCACAAUCGCGUACGAAGGGGACAUUGGACAGGCUGGGUAUGCUGCGUCAUCAGCUGCUGUGGUUGGCAUGACUCUGCCCAUAGCUAGAGAUCUGGCGUCACAAGGGAUUAGAGUCGUUACUAUAGCUCCAGGUCUCUUCGACACUCCUCUCCUGUCAUACUUACCAGAGAAGAUGAUUGAGUUCCUAAAACGUAUGACGCCAUUCCCCUCUCGGUUGGGUAAGCCUGAGGAGUUUGCGCAGCUAGUCACCAGCAUAGUGGAGAACCCCAUGCUCAAUGGUGAGGUCAUACGGUUAGAUGGUGCACAAAGAUGGUUCCCGCUGUAGAGUAGAUUAGUUUAGAAAAUAAGACUGUUAAUAAAUAUGUAGAUACUG